AUGCGUUCUAUUCAUGUUUUCAAUUUACGUGAUCGAGAAAAUUUAGCUUAUCGAAAUCCUUGCUAUAGUCGAAAUGAACGAUUGACACCAUUUGUAACAUUUACAGAACGAUUGAUUAAUAGUCAGUAUAAAACUGUUUAUACAAACGAUGCGUGUGGUUACAGACAACCUUCUUGUUGUACUAAAGAUAUAAUAAAUUCAUAUUCAACUAGUAUUACUAAUGAAUUAAAGAUUUUGGCUAGAAAAAAAUUCACACGUUUAACAAAUUUAUUAUCGAAUGCACGCAAUCAAAUUGCAUUAUGGGUUAUUGAACAUCUUGGUGAAAUACAGCGUUUAACUGAACAAUCAAUGGAAACUUUGUUUGGUACAUACGAAUAUCGACAUAAUAUUCAUUAUUCAAUUGGACAAUUAUUUGAUUCACUGAAAGCUGAACGGUCCGAUGAAGUUCAUAAACCAAUAACCGAGUUAUUUAAACAUAUGAUCGUUUCUACAUAUCGUCAUUUCAUGAUGAAUGACAAUAAUAAUGAAUAUAAUCAUCGAUUUACAGACGAGUUUCGUUCAUGUUUAAUAACAAAAGGUUUUGAAAUCGAUGUAUUUCCAUCGCAACGUGAAAUAUUGUACAUAUUAUCAAGUAGUUCAACAAUAUUAAAUAUUCUACGUAACAUGUUAACCUAUAUUGAGUCUGAUAUGUAUCGAUUGAAAAACGAUAAUUUAACAAUAUUUAAUGAAAAUUUAAAUGAUUGUACUCAAAAAUAUUCACGUGCGACAUUAUGUCCAAUUUGCUCAUCAAAUAGCAUACAAAGUCCAAUAUGUUAUUCUGACUGUCGCCAAUUUAUUCGGCAGUGUAUCAGUAAUUCAAGCCAAAAUCCGUAUGGAUCAUAUGCAAUGAAAGCAAAAGGAUACGCGAUUAUUUUACAAGAAAUGCAGAGUUCAAUUAUCGAGUUAAACUUAUUGGAACGUCUGUCAAAAUUGCACAUAUAUCUGUAUGAUAUGGUUGCUAAUGCGAUAAAUAAUGCUCAAACAUACAAACAAUUACAAAGUGAAUGUCCAAAUGGAAAUUCUCGUCAAUUUGCACCCAUUAACUCGUUGCCACCAGUCAUGAAUGAGCGUCAAGAACUUGUUAAUAAAUGGAAUACAUCUAUUCAUCGAAUAGUCAAUGAUUUGUCAUCCAAUUUAGAAAAUUUAAAUAUUACGCUCGAAAGUGCUCAAUUAGAUAUAUGUAAAAACAUCAGAUAUGCAACAAAAUCGAAUGAUUGUUCAAAAAUCAACGAUGAUGGAGGAUGGCCAAGUCAAGUGAAACAUCAAGCAGCAACAAUACUAUCUAUAGAAAACAAUAUCAUUGAUUAUACGGAAAAUCAACUAAAGGAAUUGAAUAAAAAAAUGGAAUUAGUAAGUUCGAUCGUCAUUUCGCUGAGACCGAAAAAGAUGCCGUCGAUUAUUGACAUUCCUAACUUUGAAUUUUAUGACGACAGUUCAAAUAACGUUAUUGAAAGAGAAGAAUACGAUGUACCAUCACCACAAUUUGAAAAUAGUUAUAAUAACUUUGAAUUAGACUUACCUAUGAACGAAUCAUUCAGUAAUCAAAUAUAUAAACGAAUUGAAGAAGGCGUAUCAAACAAUAGUGUCAAAAGUCAGACUGCAAUUCAUCACUACAGAAGAAACAGUAAAAAUGAUUUUCUUUUCUGCCACUAUUGUCCUUCUUCAUCUAUGACUCAAUCUUUCUGUAAUUUAGAUCACACUGAACGAUAUUUUUACCCACCGAUGUCGUCAACGCCAGCGAAAAACAACAGAGCAAGCAGUGGUAAAAAAUCAAUCGACCACCCCUCAACGUUGUAUUUUAUUCUUCUUCUAUUGGUCUCGCUUACCGCCAUACAUUUAUCUUGCCUUUUGUAAAACUCCAAAGUGCAGUUUGUAUAAAAGGAGAAGUGAAACUUUAUAGACAAGAAGAGCUUGCGUUUUCGCUUACCUCUCAGCCCCCAUAUUUGAACGGACGGGUGUAAGGAUACUCAUACCUAUCUUAGUAGACUCAGCUUGUCUCAUCAGUAGAAAAGACGUCAUUUUGCACACGCAGCAGAACUUUUAUAUAUUAUUUAAAAGAGUCUCAGUGUCAGUGUAGUAUGACAAACCGGUAUUUUGGGAUCUUUUUCCCUGGUACAGUUUUUCAUUUGUACAGUGCUGCGCGUUACGUAUGUUCAAUGCACUGUACAUACCGAACAAAAACAGAUUGUCUUAUUCAGUCAGACUGAUACAAUUCCCUAGUCGACGUCGAUUACUGCGUACACGUCAGAUGUUUUCCAUUGAACCCGUAGGGUCUACGCCACUAAGCUUUUUUACGAAAAGAAUCUAAAGCAAUAAUUUUCUGAGAAAAAAUAGAGGUACCUAUUUUUCUUUCUCUUUUUCUUGUAUUGAAUCACUCCAAAUACUUCUGAUAUUUGUUUUGUACAAAUCUGUUUGUCCGGUGUUCUCUCAUUUCGUUCAACUCUUCUUUUAUAACAAUUUGUUUUUUUAUGUAUAAACUGAUAUACCUAACACACAUACUAUAAAAUGUAAAAUAAAAUAUAUUUUAUACUAUAUAGACAAAAUAUACCGUAUUAAAAUGCUAUAAAUAGAGGUGACGUUUAAGUGUUACAAUUCAAGCCUAAUACGAGUCCACGAUACAAUAAAGAACAGUACAACUGGAUGGUUAUGAUACUGUGUUGUGAAAAUAGAUGGACGAGUAAAGCAAAGUCCGGAAAAAAAAUUCAGUUUUUUUCGAUCAGCAGUACGUUAACGUUAUGUUCCGAGUAUAUUCCACAACUAAGUUUUAUAAGACUUGUUUAUCAACUUUUUUCUAUUUGUGAUGUCGUCCAAGAUUAUUGAAGUUUUUCUUCUCAGAUUAUUCAAUUUAUGGCUUUUCAUUCCUCCUCCGUUUGAUGUAAAUAUAUGAUCAACUAGCUUCACUAAAUUAUCAAACUACUGCCUAUUUAUUGUUCAUAUACUUAAAAGCUAUUGUAUUCAAAUCUCAGAGCCAGCAAGUGAUCUAAGGAACGGAUGAUUACCUUCAAAGAUUAUCUAGGAUAGUUGCAAGGAAGGCAUCGAGCUAUUCAAACUGACCAAGUCUGCUCUAUCAACGUUCUUCAGAACGCAAGAAAUCAACAAAAAACCGUGAUUUAUUUUCGCUCGAAUUAAUUUUGAAAAAGAUUUGCAUUUUUGGAACGGCUCUUAUUCGUAAAACCUCAUUAGUAGCAGUUUUCAACUAAAAACCCAAGAAAUGAGUUUAUAGCCUCCAGUUUCAGGAGAAACAGUAUGUUUUACUCACUUAACAUAUAUUUUCUUAAUACAUGUACUUUGAAAUUCUUUGGCAAUGGUAGUGAGGAGCCAUCAUAUAAUACCGAAAAACAUAAUAAACGUAGAUAUGGUCAAGACCAUAAUCUAGUCUUAGAACGAUUUUGAAAGUGCUAAAAAGAGUAAUAGAUGGAAGGAAAAAGGAGAAAUUUUAUAGGCUCAGAACUAUUUUAGCUUAUCGCUUAAGGGCUACCUCCUCAGAAAUGGUGAUUUUCAGCCAAAAAAUCGUUUUUUAGAUAAGCACAUGGGAAGAUAGCCUGAAGUGUCUACUUUCAGAAUGUGUAUCGCUUUCGGUUGAGCGAUUUUUCGUGGCUUUCGAGCAAGUUUUCUACGAGCCCCGAAAACCUGGUCUUCAAAUAAUGGUUUUUUCCUGGAUACUUAUGCAAUUAAAUCUUUUUCUGAACGCACAGAUUUGUAGAGCAAACUUUUCUGAUCAAAAUAAGACCUCGCACAACUUUCUAUGGUCCCGCGUCAAAAAGUUACAAGUAUUUUCCUACUAGUACUAAAACUGUCGAGGGAAGGUCCCCAAGUGUUCAAGCCGUUUAGACUUCAUCUUUUGGCCAUAAGUAGACCUCGAUGAGAUAUGAAAGACCUGAAAAGGAUUCAUUCCCUCGUGCCUUCAUUCCUAGGAUAUUGAAUUUUCAAGAUAUCCUAUGAGGAAAUGAGAAUAAAACGAUCUAUGACUAUUUUUUGAGAAUAGUGGAACAUCAAUGGCUGAAGCUUUUUCUUCAGUAUUAUGCGCCCCUUGCACGAUCUAUUUGGAUUUGAGAGCUGGAUAUAACUCUAUCUAUAACGAUUCUAUUCGUUAUUCAUGAGUUCAAAUAGCAUACAAAUUCGUAUGAUGU
This is a messenger RNA of Didymodactylos carnosus, 4169 nucleotides long. The record is from the annotation of a GenBank genome assembly. NCBI's taxonomy places the organism in Eukaryota, Metazoa, Rotifera, Eurotatoria, Philodinida, Philodinidae.